Molecule: messenger RNA, 1656 nt
Organism: Parastagonospora nodorum SN15
Lineage: Eukaryota; Fungi; Ascomycota; Dothideomycetes; Pleosporales; Phaeosphaeriaceae
Exons: 1
Coding region: 1-1656 (551 amino acids)
Molecular function (GO): zinc ion binding
Source: RefSeq, a predicted model, not a curated record
AUGGCGUCGCUUCCGCCCCAACGCCCCGCGGAGCAGCGCAGAGCAUCGCCGCACGAAGAAACGUCGUCCUCGCAGCAAGAGCACCUGGCGCGCACAAACAGUUUCUCCGCACAGUCAGUCGACUCGCAGACACUGUUGCUCAACUCGCCGCCUAGAGAGACGGCCAAGCCCGCCGUAGAAGAGCAGGAAGAAGCUCCAAAGUUGACCAACACACCGCAAGAAGAGGAGGACGAGCCGCGAAAGUGCUGGAUCUGCUUCAACGACGAGACCGAGGAUGACGAGACAAGUUCCGAGUGGCGGUCACCGUGCACGUGCUCACUCGUGGCCCACGAGAAGUGCUUGCUGGACUGGAUAGCGGACAUGGAGGCGCCAAACAACCGGAGACGGGCAGGCACGCGUGCGUCCAAGAUACAGUGUCCGCAGUGCAAGUCAGAGAUUAAAAUUGCGCGGCCGAGGAGCUUCGUUGUCGACGCGGUGCGGCUUGGAGAACGCUUGACGGGCACGCUGCUCCUCCCGGGCUUUGCGAUUGUCACGGGCACGGCGCUGUACUCCACCAUGACGCUUGCGGGCACGCAUACGAUAUAUCAGAUCUUUGGCACGCAGGAUGCGCUGCAGAUACUGGCGCCGCUGUACGAGAAGCCGGAUAUGAGGAUAACAUCGCCGUUAUUGCGAAUGCUGAUGCACCUUGCACAGCAUUGGCGCUUGGAUCUUGGACUGCCGCUCAUACCUACGGUGCUUGUAGCUAGCCGGACGACGUUCGCUGACUCAUUCCUGCCGUUUUUGCCGCUCAUCUUCUUCGCUAGCUCGGGGCAGCCCGGAGACGAGCUGAUGCAGCUGCAGUGGCCACCGAGCGCCGCCUUCUCCUUCGCUGCCCUACCGUAUCUACGAGGCUUCUACAACGCAUUCUACGACCGCGUGUGUCUGCCUAAGGAGCAACAGUGGUUGAAGGAGAUUCAGCCUCGCGCGGGUACUGAAGAUGCGGCCGAUGCUCAACUAGCAGACGACCACGACCAUGAUCACGACCAUCACGACCACGACCAUGAAGAAGUCAACGAGGUAGAAAUCGAAGUCGACUUUGACAUCUUCGGCGACUGGAAUGGAGGAGGUGGAGCGGAUCAUCACGACCACGACCACGCACACGUGCAAGCACCCGACCGACCAAUCGACGCACCACCCCUAGACGACGACGAAAUGCCCGCACUAAUCGAAGUCGCCGCCGCGCCAGCUCCCAACGUCCCCCUCCAACCCGCCCAACCCCGCCGCCAACGCGUCCGCCGCGAACGCAACAUCGCCUUCUCCACCACCUCCCUCGCCGACACCAUUCUCGGCGCCCUCAUCUUCCCCAGCAUCGCCGCCGCCAUGGGCGAACUCCUGCGCCACACUCUUCCCUCAUCCUGGGUGAAUACACCGUCAAGCGCACCGUCUUUGUCGUGGCUUGGUGGCUGGAUAACCACAGGUGGAAAGGUUGGUGAGAAGGGUAGGCCAACGGGCUUUUUGCAGACGCGCUGGGGAAGGAGUCUUGUUGGCGGCUGUCUGUUUGUGGGAUUGAAGGAUGCGGUAUUGCUGUAUGUUCGGUGGAAGAUGGCGCAGAAUCAUCGAAGGAGGAGGAUUCUGGACUCUGAGGAUAGGGGGAAGAGGGUUGGGAGGGGGUCAUGA